CUUAUUCAUACAUUUGCAGAUUAAAAAUGGAAGAAGUUGAAGAAUGUAAUUUUUACAAGGAUCUGGUUUCUUAUUUAGAUAUCACCGGACAGUUGGUCUCAUUAUCCAGGUCAAUCCAAACCUUCUCAACCAACAGCUCAGAGAUCUCCGACAACUCCAGUCUAAAUGAUACCAUCUCCAGCUUCAACUCAAUCUCAGCAGGAAAUACAAAACCUUUCCGACAAAUCUUCUAUUUUCAUGUUGUGGAGGUUUGUAACAUAUCCCCUGGUUUAGCUGUUCUUGUUGAGACUGCUCGAAGCAGGUUUGUUGAACUCCUCCAGGAUGUAGUUUACAAGUUUACCCAGUACUGUGGAUCGGAAGACAUCAUCUCAAAAUCUCAGGUUUGCGUAACUCCAGUGAUCUUUGGUUUAAGUUCUUCUUCCAGAGUUCAAUCUUUAGGAGACAUCCUCAGGUUCUCCUCUAGCCAGGAGUUGAUGACUAUGCAUGGAAAACUAGUCGGUAGAUCAGCUAAGAUCUACUAUGUUAGUAGAACCACCUACCUCUGCUCUAGUCCGGUCUGCUGUGGGAACACUGAGGACGGGAUCUACGUCAAGAUGAGGAAUAUGGCAGAGUCAGGGAGGGAGAAGAUCAAUCAGGAAUGUUUUCUCUGUGGAAAUAUCCUUGUAGAACAAUACAGCAGUAGAGAUAUCUGUUCCAAGGUUUGUGGUUUGUUGAUCCCGGAGACAAAAUCAAACGAACUGCAGAUCAAGCAGACGUUUACAAUCAUUCUCUCUCGGACAGACGCAGCGCUGGCAAUUCUAGGACAAAACUACGAGAUUGUUUUCAAACCUGUAUUUGAGAGACGAGGGAAGGAGGUUGGUAUUCUCCUUGAGGUUUCAAGUCUAGUUCAUCUCCAGGAUCCAGACUGCAGAACUAUACGCUCAGGUUCGGUUUCUGUUCCUGAGACCCUGUAUCGAAUAUACAAGGAUAGGUCGGCUUCUCCCUGGAGUUUCCUGUUAACCCUGGCGUAUCUGACCGGAAAUGAGUCAACACCUCGUGGGUUUCUCAUUAAGUUUAAACUCUGUCUUCUUCUCAGUUUGGUUUCCACCGGCUCCAAGGAUAAGAUUCAUGUUCUAGCUCUUGGGACGGAUACUAACAUCAUUUCCAGGUUGAUGACAGAAUGCCUAGAAUUGGUACCUGGAGUUCAAAUUUUCAACCCCAGCAGUCUUGGGAGUGAAUCUAAACAGUUCCCCGGCUUUGAGACGGGUUCAGAUCUCCAGGUUACUACAGAUACUGUAUGCUGGGUCGGAGAUGUGAACAGAUUGAAACCCAAAGCUUGGAAUGAAGUUAAGCAUAAACUAGAAUCAAGCAGUAGCUUGAACAUUCGAGAAACUCCUAAAAUUCCAGGAGCUGUCUGGAGCUACGCCUACUCGGACACCAGGAAACAGGGAAAGAGGAAUAUUAUCCUUGAAUCUCUUCAUAGUUAUGGAAUUAUUUAUCAAGUAGAUGAUGAGAUAAGGUAACUCACCUGUCAUUGUUGUGCAACCUAUCAAAAUAUUUA
This is a messenger RNA of Eurytemora carolleeae, 1540 nucleotides long. RefSeq lists its product as uncharacterized. The transcript has 6 exons. NCBI's taxonomy places the organism in Eukaryota, Metazoa, Arthropoda, Copepoda, Calanoida, Temoridae. The record is from RefSeq and is a predicted model, not a curated record. Bases 27 to 1502 code for a protein of 491 amino acids.